ACUGAACUGAAUUGAUGCAAUAAGCAGUUUUUAAAGUUGUUUUAAUAAAUUUUAUUAUGAUUUGUAAUAUUUACAUGUAUAUUAAAAAAUCAAAUAGCAAAUGCAUUAAAGUGCGCCCAUAACUUUUUUCAAGAAAUAAGAUUCUACAUGAUUUACUAGGAAUCUCAAGCCUCGAGAAGAAUUGAAUAAAUGGAGAAGGAAACACAAUUAAGAGGGAAAAAUGAUCCUUCGCCACGUUCUGGAAGGAAGGAUGCAUUGGAGAUCAAAGAAACAGUUGUUCUGAAACCAACUCCAGGAAUGUUCGUAAGGAGGUCGAAAGCUUCGUUCAAAGAAAAUUACAAAGCGGUUAAAUUAUUAGGUAAAGGUUCCUUUGGCGAAGUUCUCCUAUGUAUUCAUAGAGUUACAGGUAUCCGCUACGCCAUCAAGGUCAUAUGUAAGAGUUCCAUGAAGAAGAAGGGUGAUCACGAUGCAUUAUUGCGAGAAGUAGACGUUUUAAAAUCUCUAGAUCACCCUAACAUCAUGAAAAUUUUUGAAUUUUUCGAAGAUGAAAAAUAUUACUAUUUUGUUACUGAACUCUACACUGGUGGUGAACUCUUCGAUGAAAUUGUGAGUAGAAAAAGGCUCAACGAAUACGACGCAGCAAGAAUCAUAAAACAAAUAUUAAGUGGAAUCACUUAUAUGCAUAAACAUAACAUAGUUCACCGAGAUUUGAAACCUGAGAAUCUGAUUCUCGAGUCAAAGUCACUCAAUUCAAACAUCCGAAUUAUUGACUUUGGUUUAUCUACAUAUUAUUCCGAAGAUACCAAGUUAACUGAUAAGAUCGGAACGGCAUAUUAUAUUGCUCCAGAGGUUCUCAAAGGAGUAUAUGAUGAAAAGUGCGACGUCUGGUCAAUUGGUGUUAUAUUAUACAUUCUUUUAUCAGGUUACCCUCCUUUUAAUGGGCAGUCUGAAUCUGAGAUUAUUAAGAAAGUUCAGCUGGGAAAAUACUCAUUUGAAAUGUCACAUUGGCAAAAGGUUGCUGAAUCUGCUAAGGAUCUUAUUAAGAAAAUGUUAAUUUAUAACCCAGAAAAGAGAAUUUCUGCAGCUGAGGCUCUGGAGCAUCACUGGAUUACUUUUAUGACCAGGGAGAAGAAUAUUGAUUUGCCAUGCUUGGAAUUUUCUAUUGAUAAUAUGCGUAGUUUCCACUACAAACAAAAGUUUAUCCAGGCUGCGAUGUUAUACAUCGGCUCUAAACUACUAACUCGUGACGAAUGUAAAUCUUUAACUGCAAUAUUUAACUCGAUGGAUAAGAAUGGAGACGGGCAACUAGACCGAUCUGAACUUAUUGAGGGAUACACUCAGUAUCUUAAGUUCAAGGGAAAGGGUAUGGAACUUAUGGAACGUACUCAGAUUGAGGAACAGGUUGACACCAUCCUCCAGGAUAUAGAUUUCGACAACAACGGUUACAUUGAUUACAGUGAGUUUCUGACUGUUGCAAUGGACCGAAGGACUCUCUUUUCUAAGGAAAGACUUGAAAAUGCGUUCAGAUUGUUCGAUUUUGACAAUUCCGGCACCAUUUGUUGCAAUGAGCUUGCCAAGAUGUUUGGAGCUGACGAUGGAGGGAAGGAAUCCUGGCAACAUUUAAUAGGGGAAUUUGAUACUAAUAACGACGGUGUAAUUGAUUUUAAAGAAUUUAAAGCCAUGCUAACUAAAUAUUCUAAGUAAUUAAUGUACUAUAG
This is a messenger RNA of Theileria parva strain Muguga, 1718 nucleotides long. RefSeq names its product Calcium-dependent protein kinase 4 (gene CPK4). Bases 190 to 1704 code for a protein of 504 amino acids. The transcript has 5 exons. Gene Ontology annotation, molecular function: calcium/calmodulin-dependent protein kinase activity; calcium ion binding; ATP binding. Gene Ontology annotation, biological process: intracellular signal transduction; peptidyl-serine phosphorylation; protein autophosphorylation. The record is from RefSeq and is a predicted model, not a curated record. NCBI's taxonomy places the organism in Eukaryota, Apicomplexa, Aconoidasida, Piroplasmida, Theileriidae. Gene Ontology annotation, cellular component: cytoplasm; nucleus.